AUGGCGAGACGUAAGGGCCUUACUCUCGCGGAGGUUCAUGCUGCGCUUUUCGAGACCGACUCUGAAUCGGAGGAGAGUGGGGCGUCCGAAGCUGGCAGUUUCGACUCCGUAGAGCAAGAUGCGUUUGAGGAUGGCCUUGAUGUCAUCCUCGACAAGGAGGUUGUGCGCACCCUGUGCACACAUACCAACCUCUAUGCUGCAAAGAGGAAGGCAGCAGGCUACAGGGGGCGGUGGAAGGAUGUCGUCCCGGAGGACAUCCUCCAUUUCAUCAGCCUGGUGAUUUAUAAAGGGUUGUCGAAGACACCUGCUGCGCGGGAUAUGUGGAGGAAGCACCGCCUCUACAACAUGAAGUUCGCCAAGUCAGUGAUGCCAGGCUAUCGUUUCGAGGCCAUCGAAGCCCUACUUCACAUGAGCAACCCUGCUGAUGAUGAGGUCAAUGACCAGCUCCGGGGCCAACCUGGUUUUGAUGGCCUUGGUCACCUGACGGACCAGAUCCUUGACGCCUGCAGGGCCUACUACCAUCCCUGGAAAAACUUGUGUGUGGAUGAACGGGUGGUGGCGACAAAGGCCCGCAUCUCAAUGAAGAUGUAUAACAAAGACAAGCCAUCCAAGUGGGGGUAUAAGUUGUUUGUGUUGGCCGACAGCUCCAAUGGUUACACAUGCGACUUCGAUAUCUACGAGGGCAAGGCAAGAACGCCGUCUGGCCAGGGGCUGAGCUAUGACUCCGUGGUAAAUCUCCUACGUGUGGCGUAUCUGGGCACUGGGUAUGCCAUCUACGUGGAUAACUUCUAUACCAGUGCAAAACUCUUCCUGCACCUCCACAGCAUUGGCUUUGCGGCCUGUGGCACCAUAAGGGAGAACCGGCUUGGCUUCCCCCGUACAACAGUGAAUGCCUUGCCAAAGAGAGCUGCACGGGUAGACAUGCGAUGGAAGAGGAAUGGGCCCCUCCUUUUUGUCAAGUGGAGAGAUACGCGCGACGUCACUAUGUGCUCCACCCUUCACAAGGCCUUUGCCGACAAUACCUGCACACGCAGAGUGAAGGAUCAGCGCACGGGUGUGUGGUCCACUCGACGCUUCACCAUCCCGGAGCCAGUCAGAGCCUACAACAAAUACAUGGGAGGAGUCGACCUGUCAGAUGCUCUGAUCAAAUACUUUACGGUGACCCAGAAGACGAAGCGCUGGUAUUAUAAGCUCUUCCUCCACUUUGUGGAUAUAGCUGUGGUGAACAGCUUUAUCAUCCACAAAGAGAUGCUGAUGGCCCGCAACGAGAGGCCCCUGACACAGAAGGCCUUCAGAGAGGUGCUCAGCUGUGAGCUGGCUGAUGUGGGGCAGCAGCAGCCAAGGUCACCAGCGGAGACAUCCUCUUCAUCUGAUGAGGAAGAGGAAGCGCCACAGGGGUGCUACCCUGUCACAGUGACCGAACCAUCUUCUGAUCCCAGGAAGAAGGCAACCGCGGGAAGGAGGAGGUGUGUGCUCUGCCAACGGAAGACCCUCUUCAUGUGCAGGUCGUGUCAAGUGCCACUCUGCAUCAUCGUGGACAGACUGUGCUUCACAGAGUGGCAUGACAUGCAGGGUGCCCAGUGA
Messenger RNA from Engraulis encrasicolus (European anchovy), 1584 nucleotides. RefSeq names its product piggyBac transposable element-derived protein 4-like. The coding region runs from base 1 to 1584 and encodes 527 amino acids. The transcript is spliced from 3 exons. The record is from RefSeq and is a predicted model, not a curated record. Lineage: Eukaryota; Metazoa; Chordata; Actinopteri; Clupeiformes; Engraulidae.